AUGGGUACAGGGCAUAGGAAGAUCAUCCUGUGUAUUCAUCGUGUCCUCCAAUCACUGCCACCAAGUUACAAGAACUUCGUGAUGAACUACAACAUGCAGAACAUGAACAAAGAGUUACCUGAACUCUUCUCCAUGCUGAAGUCUGCUGAAGUAGAAAUAAAGAAGGAGAACCAAGUGUUGAUGGUCAACAAGACCACCAGUUUCAAGAAACAGGGCAAGCCGAACAAGGGCAACUUCAAGAAGGGCGGCAAGAAAGUUGCAGCGCCUCCUGAGAAGCCUAAGGCUGGUCCUAAGCCUGAGACUGUGUGCUACUACUGCCAGGGGAAGGGGCACUGGAAGCGGAACUGCACCAAAUACUUGGCCGAUCUGAAGAGCGGCCACGCUAAGAAGAAAGGUAUAUUUGAUAUACAUGUUAUAGAUGUCUAUCUUACUGGUUCUCGUAGUAGUGCCUGGGUAUUUGAUACUGGGGUCUAA
Messenger RNA from Lolium perenne, 474 nucleotides. Lineage: Eukaryota; Viridiplantae; Streptophyta; Magnoliopsida; Poales; Poaceae. The record is from RefSeq and is a predicted model, not a curated record.